Messenger RNA from Caretta caretta (loggerhead turtle), 3012 nucleotides. RefSeq names its product ATPase sarcoplasmic/endoplasmic reticulum Ca2+ transporting 1 (gene ATP2A1). Gene Ontology annotation, cellular component: membrane. The record is from RefSeq and is a predicted model, not a curated record. Gene Ontology annotation, biological process: calcium ion transport. NCBI's taxonomy places the organism in Eukaryota, Metazoa, Chordata, Testudines, Cheloniidae. Gene Ontology annotation, molecular function: ATP hydrolysis activity; P-type calcium transporter activity; ATP binding.
AUGGAGAACUCCCACGCAAAGACCGUGGAGGAGUGUCUGGCCUACUUUGGUGUGAGUGAGAACUCUGGCCUGACACCUGAACAGGUGAAGAAGAACCUGGACAAAUAUGGUCCCAACGAGCUCCCAGCAGAGGAAGGCAAGUCCAUCUGGGAACUGGUGCUGGAGCAGUUUGAGGACCUGCUGGUGCGAAUCCUGCUGCUGGCGGCCUGCAUCUCCUUCGUGCUGGCCUGGUUUGAGGAAGGUGAGGAGACAAUCACUGCAUUCGUGGAGCCAUUUGUCAUUCUCCUGAUCCUCAUCGCCAAUGCCAUCGUAGGAGUCUGGCAGGAGAGGAACGCUGAAAACGCCAUUGAGGCCCUGAAGGAGUAUGAACCCGAGAUGGGCAAGGUGUACCGUGCAGACAGGAAGUCUGUGCAGAGAAUCAAGGCCCGGGACAUGGUCCCCGGUGACAUCACCGAGGUGGCUGUGGGUGACAAGGUGCCAGCUGACAUCCGGAUCAUCUCCAUCAAAUCCACCACCCUGCGUGUGGACCAGUCCAUCCUGACAGGUGAGUCUGUCUCGGUAAUCAAGCACACGGAACCUGUCCCAGACCCUCGUGCUGUCAACCAGGACAAGAAGAACAUGCUCUUCUCAGGCACCAAUGUGGCAGCUGGCAAGGCUGUGGGCAUCGUCAUUGCCACAGGGGUGGGCACCGAGAUCGGGAAGAUCCGGGAUGAGAUGGCAGCCACGGAACAGGAUAAGACGCCUCUGCAGCAGAAGCUGGAUGAGUUCGGGGAGCAGCUCUCCAAGGUCAUUUCGCUCAUCUGCGUGGCCGUCUGGCUCAUCAAUAUCGGCCACUUCAACGACCCCGUCCACGGCGGCUCCUGGAUCCGUGGUGCCAUCUACUACUUCAAGAUCGCCGUGGCCCUGGCUGUGGCCGCCAUUCCUGAAGGUCUCCCAGCGGUCAUCACCACCUGCCUAGCCCUGGGCACCCGCCGCAUGGCCAAGAAGAACGCCAUUGUCCGGAGCCUGCCAUCCGUGGAGACCCUGGGCUGCACCUCAGUCAUCUGCUCCGACAAAACCGGCACCCUCACCACCAACCAGAUGUCUGUGUGCAAGAUGUUUGUUGUUGAGAAGGUGGAGGGAGAUGUCUGUUCCCUGAAUGAGUUGAGCAUCACCGGAUCCACCUACGCCCCUGAGGGAGAAGUGCUGAAGAAUGACAAGCAUGUGAAGGCUGGGCAGUACGAUGGGUUGGUUGAACUGGCCACUAUCUGUGCCCUCUGCAAUGACUCCUCCUUGGAUUACAAUGAGGCCAAGGGUGCCUAUGAGAAGGUGGGGGAAGCCACCGAGACGGCUCUGACCUGCCUGGUGGAGAAGAUGAAUGUUUUCAACACAGAUGUGCGGAGUCUGUCCAAGGUGGAACGCGCCAAUGCCUGCAACUCUGUGAUUAAGCAGCUGAUGAAGAAGGAGUUCACCCUGGAGUUCUCCCGUGACAGGAAGUCCAUGUCUGUGUACUGCUCCCCUGCCAAGGCCUCCCGCGCAGCUGUCAGCAACAAGAUGUUCGUCAAGGGUGCCCCUGAGGGGGUUAUUGACCGCUGUAACUAUGUCCGAGUGGGCACCACCCGUGUCCCCCUCACGCCCCUGGUGAAAGACAAGAUCUUGACCAUCAUCAAGGAGUGGGCGGGGCGGGACACACUGCGCUGCCUGGCUCUGGCCACACGUGACACCCCCCCAAGGAGAGAGGACAUGGUGCUGGAGGACUCUGCCAAGUUUGUCGAGUAUGAGGUGGACCUGACCUUUGUGGGCUGUGUGGGGAUGUUGGACCCACCCCGGAAGGAGGUGAUGAGCUCCAUCCAGUUGUGCCGUGACGCCGGCAUCCGCGUCAUCAUGAUCACGGGGGACAACAAGGGCACGGCCAUCGCCAUCUGCCGCCGCAUCGGGAUCUUCACCGAGGAGGAGGAGGUGAUGGGCAGGGCCUACACAGGCCGCGAGUUCGACGACCUGCCCCCCGCUGAGCAGCGCGAGGCCUGCAAGCGGGCCUGCUGCUUCGCCCGUGUCGAGCCCACCCACAAAUCCAAGAUCGUGGAGUUCCUGCAGUCCUUUGAUGAGAUCACAGCCAUGACAGGCGACGGGGUGAAUGAUGCCCCUGCGCUGAAGAAGGCCGAGAUCGGCAUCGCCAUGGGCUCUGGCACAGCUGUGGCCAAGACGGCCUCCGAGAUGGUCCUGGCUGAUGACAACUUCUCGACCAUUGUGUCUGCCGUGGAGGAGGGCAGGGCCAUCUACAACAACAUGAAGCAGUUCAUCCGCUACCUCAUUUCCUCCAACGUGGGCGAGGUCGUAUGUAUCUUUCUCACAGCUGCUCUGGGCCUUCCAGAAGCCUUGAUCCCCGUGCAGCUGCUGUGGGUGAACCUGGUGACUGACGGGCUCCCGGCCACUGCUCUGGGCUUCAACCCCCCGGACCUGGACAUCAUGGACAAGCCGCCCCGCAGCCCCAAGGAACCCCUCAUCAGUGGCUGGCUCUUCUUCCGCUACAUGACCAUUGGCGGCUACGUCGGAGCUGCCACGGUGGGUGCCGCUGCCUGGUGGUUCCUCUAUGCAGAGGAUGGUCCUGGCGUCUCCUAUCACCAGCUGUCCCAUUUCAUGCAGUGCACGGAGGAAAACGUGGACUUUGAGGGGCUGGACUGCGAGGUAUUCGAGUCGCCUGUGCCCAUGACCAUGGCCCUGUCUGUGCUGGUCACCAUCGAGAUGUGCAACGCCCUCAACAGCCUGUCUGAGAACCAGUCCCUGGUGCGCAUGCCACCCUGGGUGAACAUCUGGCUGCUGAGCUCCAUCUGCCUCUCCAUGUCCCUGCACUUCCUCAUCCUCUACGUCGACCCCCUGCCCAUGAUCUUCAAACUGACACCACUGGACCUGACCCACUGGCUUGUGGUGCUGAAGAUCUCGUUCCCUGUCAUCCUCCUGGAUGAGGUGCUGAAAUUUGUCGCCCGGGACUACCUGGAAGUGGGUUUAGAAGACCCGAAGAGGAGGAAGAAGUGA